UGACUUGUCUGAAGUGAGACCCGACUGUAACGGUUCUUACGCAGCUCAUAAGAUGAAGACAGCUCAACCCACGCCGGAUAUGCUGAAUCCACAACUUACUUAUCAGCUAACAUCGAAGUGCAAAGGACUUGCAUUCAUUCUAAACAACAUCGAUUUCAACCAAAGCGAUCGGCGGGAAGGCUCACAGAUUGAUUUGGCAAAUAUGGAACAUCUCUUUAAAGAACUUGGAUACACACCAAUUUGCCACAAGAAUCUUAAAGGAGAGGAUAUCACCAAGUAUUUCAAGGAGUUCGCCUCCAUGUUCAAUCACACUGGCGUAAGUUACGACUCAGCCGUGAUAGCAUUGAUGAGCCACGGCGAUACGGGAGUCAUUCUCGGCACUGAUAACAUUCAAGUGAAACUGCGAGAUUUGCAGGGGGAGCUGGAACCCCAUAAAUGUCCGGGGCUGGAUGGGAAACCCAAGAUGUUCUUCGUGCAGGCGUGCAGGGGAAGAUUUGUUACCACACUACCUGUAAGUCAUGACGGGCCUAACACUGCGUCCGGUGCCCAAGAAUCUAACCACCCUCUUGAAGAGUUAGUCCCGGAAGAACUAGCCACCUUCAUUGCAGAUAUUGGGAACCCCGCGGAUGUACACUUCGCUUAUGCAACAACUGAUGGUUAUCUUGCUCUGGGAAAUGAGGUCAUUGGUUCUUUCUUCGUUCAAGCUUUAUGUGAGGUCUUCUUCGCUCGAGCCCAUCUGGACAAUCUAGAUACACUGAUGAAUGAGGUAACCCGUAAAGUAGACAGCAUGACAGGCCUGCUGUACGACCAGGAAUUACAACGUAAUGUUUACGUCAAGCAAACGCCGCAGUGCGUCAAGACCAUGCUCAAAGCUUUCUACUUCUUCCCCAAUUAUCCAUAAAUUAAAUCAUUGGUUGUAAUCUGAAGUUCAACUGCAUUGGAAGUUAACUAAAUCGGAAACUGAAUUAGCUUCAUUGAAACAUUCAAUAUUUUAC
Patiria miniata (bat star) is the source of this 995-nucleotide messenger RNA. RefSeq names its product cell death protein 3-like. Gene Ontology annotation, biological process: proteolysis. Lineage: Eukaryota; Metazoa; Echinodermata; Asteroidea; Valvatida; Asterinidae. The record is from RefSeq and is a predicted model, not a curated record. The coding region runs from base 53 to 901 and encodes 282 amino acids. The transcript is spliced from 6 exons. Gene Ontology annotation, molecular function: cysteine-type endopeptidase activity.